CCCAGGCUGGAGUGCGGUGGCAUGAUCUCAGCUCACUGCAACCUCUGCCUCCCAGGUUCAAGCGAUUCGCCUGCCUCAGCCUCCCGAGUAGCUGGGAUUGCAGGCACCCGCCACCGUGCCCGGCUAAUUUUUUGUAUUUUUAGUAGAGAUGGGGUUUCACCGUGUUAG
This is a messenger RNA of Pan troglodytes (chimpanzee), 168 nucleotides long. RefSeq lists its product as uncharacterized. The record is from RefSeq and is a predicted model, not a curated record. Lineage: Eukaryota; Metazoa; Chordata; Mammalia; Primates; Hominidae. The annotation marks the transcript as partial. The transcript is spliced from 2 exons.